CAUAUUUAUUUAUGACAGUAUAUUACUUAGGGUGCUAUAUGUUAUGUAAACUGAAGGCUUGCUGGAGUGGAGAUCGACAAAGUUUUAUGAAACGAAACUGAAACUAUCAACUAUGAAACUGAAUUAUUUUGUGGUUUAGUAUCCUACGACGAUAUGCUGCAGUCAUUCAAGUAUUUAUUCAGCUGUAACCUGGUGCUGUCACGCUCCCUCUCUGGAUAUGUUUCUCGAAUGAGGUACCUCAUGAGAUUAAAGGAGGACGAUGAAGCAUGUCGAGAAGCACUGAAGUCUGGGAAGGUUCUACUGUAUCAUAAGCUUUCUCCUCUACUGCGAAAGACUAGCAGUGGCUACAAAUUGGCUUCUCUAAAAACCUCAGAUUUGGAACAAAUAUUGGAAAAGGUUGGAAAGGACAAACACAUUGUUAAUGAAUCUUUUCUUCUUGGAUGCACUGAUAAGGAUGAACCACAGUUCUCACUGGACGUAGGUGAUUUAGACCGCAGUGCAUUGGAGCAGGAGUGUAGAGGUAUGUUUGUGGACCUCAGGAAAGCUUUCUUCAUGAUACCUGGACCAGAGUCUCCUCUUGCAGCCAAAGGACAAGCUCUCCUUCGAUGGCACCAGACCAAUUGCUUUUGCAGUGCCACUGGGCAGCCUACCGUCAGGAACCAAUCAGGAAGUUUCAGAGUUUGUCACAGCAGUGGCAUCACCUACUACCCCAAAAUGGCACCUGUUGUGAUCGUGCUGGUGUCUGAUGGGAGCAGAUGUCUGCUGGCGCGCCAGGCCAUGUUUCCUCCAGGCAUGUACAGCGCGCUCUCUGGCUUCUGUGACAUGGGAGAGUCAGUGGAGGAGGCCCUGCACAGAGAGGUGGCAGAAGAGGUAGGUCUGGAGGUGGAGAACCUUCAGUACUCUGGAUCACAGCACUGGCCAUUCCCACAAAGCUCCUUUAUGUUAGCCUGCCACGCAACUGUAAACCCAGACAAGACACAGGUGAAUAUUGACAAGGCAGAACUUGAAGAUGCACGCUGGUUCACUUAUGAAGAAAUAACAGAAGCACUACAGAAUCUGCCACGUGACCCCAGAAGAGAGCCGCCUGUGUUCUGGGUCCCACCUUCUUACGCCAUAGCCAAUCAGCUCCUUCAGGAAUGGGCCAAUCAUCAGCAGCUAUCAAGAAAAUUACAUGGACUCAAAUAAUCAUGCAUCUGUAUGCAAUGCGUUACCACUAAUAUAGGAACUUAAAGAUCAAAUAGACACGAAACCUGAACAAUUUCCUGUGAUAACCAGAAUACACAUAAAGUGGACUACUUUUAAAGGGAUCUUCAAUAAUAUUCAAAGCAGCACUUUUUUAUUAUACUUAGAGUAUGCUUGGACUGGAAAAAUUUGUAUUAAUUAUAAAUAAGUGUUGUUGGAUUGCAUCAAGGAGUAUUUGAACGUACUGCUCUACCUCAAAUAGUAAUAAUCAAUCAGUACACUAUUGCAUUUGUUGAAGAAAACGUUUUAAUAAACACGUUUUUAAAAUAUUUUUUAUCAUUUUGAAUCAUCUUACAAUAAAAACAAUACCAAGAAACAGC
Molecule: messenger RNA, 1562 nt
Organism: Cyprinus carpio (common carp)
Lineage: Eukaryota; Metazoa; Chordata; Actinopteri; Cypriniformes; Cyprinidae
Gene: nudt13
Product: nudix (nucleoside diphosphate linked moiety X)-type motif 13
Molecular function (GO): hydrolase activity
Source: RefSeq, a predicted model, not a curated record